AGUCACAUGCACAGCUGAAUGUGUGUGGUCAGGCUCCUCUUAACACCAGGAUAGUGGGGGGAGAGAACGCACCCCCGGGCAGUUGGCCCUGGCAGGCUAAUCUGCUGCAGACUUUUCCGACAUAUCAGAUCAUGUGUGGAGGAUCCCUCAUUAACAGUAAGUGGGUGCUCUCUGCUGCCCACUGCUUCUCCAGCACAAAUACAGCCAACUGGAAUGUUUAUCUGGGGCGUCAGGAACUGUCUGGUACAAACCCAAAUGAACAAGUCAGAACCCUCAGUAGCAUCUUUCCUCAUCCACUAUACAACAGUAGUACACAUGACAAUGACCUCGCUCUGCUGGAACUCAGCACCACUGUGACUUUUUCCGACUUCAUUCGGCCCAUUUGCCUGGCAGCCAGCAGCAGCACCUUCUACAAUGGCACUGAGACCUGGGUCACUGGCUGGGGAAAUUUUAAGUAUAAUGUGCCUCUCCCUUCACCUGCCACCCUACAGGAAUUGGAGGUACUAAUAGUUGGAAACAAUAAGUGUAAUUGUCUGUAUGGGGGGAGCAUCAUCACAACCAACAUGAUCUGUGCUGGUGUGCUAGCUGGAGGAAAGGGCUCAUGUCAGGGAGACUCAGGAGGCCCCCUGGUGGUCAAACAGGGGUCUGUUUGGAUCCAGGCUGGGAUUGUGAGUUUUGGCUAUAAAUGCGCCGAGCCCAAUUACCCUGGGGUCUACACCAGGGUGUCUCCUUAUCAGACCUGGAUCAAUUCCAUUAUCAUCACCAAGCAAACAGGAUUUGUGACAUAUACAUCCAGUGGGAAAAACAGUGACAGCAGCACCUCCUGCAGUUCAUCACCGUCCAUUACCAUAACUCCAAGCACUCCCACCACCACAACCACCACUGCCAAGCCGGUUGUAUGUGGUCUCGCCCCACUGAACAAUGGCGGCAGCAGUGGGUUGGUAGCAGCAGGGAUGUGGCCCUGGCAGGUCAGCCUGCAGAUGAAUGGGGUCCAAGUCUGUGGGGGCACUCUCAUUACACAGACAUACGUCAUGAGUGCAGCCCAGUGCUUCAACAGCUCACAGCUCAACAGCAGCCAGUGGACAGUGGUUCUGGGUAUGAGUAUGUCACUAGCGGUGUCCAGCAUCACCCUUAGCAACCAGCCGGGUAACAACAUCGCUGUGCUCUACCUGGCUACAAGUGUGACCUUGACCGACUACAUCCAGCCCCUGUGCCUGGACUUGGGCAAUGCUGUCUUCCCCAGUGGGACACAGUGUUGGGUGACAGGAUGGAGAAGCACCCAGAGCGGAGUCCCAAAUAUUCAGCAGCAGAAUACAACAGUGGUAAAUUGUGGGAGCAGCGCAUCUUCCUCAAGUAUCUGUAUUACAGCUGUGACAUUGCAGCAGGGUGAUGCAGGUGACCCAUUACUCUGUAAACAGGGAAACACCUGGUUCCAGGCCGCAGUGAUAAUGACCAACACCUCCAGCACCAGCAGAGCCACCUCUUCCCAGAUAAUGACCCUAACUAAGGUGUCUCAGUUCACUGCUUUCCUCCAGAGUACUAUUAGCAAUCUCCCCACCAGCUCUGCUGCAGCAAGUCACAUCAGCACCAUCAUCCCUUUCCUUCUGCCUCUCCUCUCUAUCCUCACCCCACUCUAAUCCAUCACCAUUCUGUCCAGCUGAACCCAAUGACACAGUUAACUUGGAUCUUACAAUAGGGGACAUGCUGUAUACAGUAUGGAUUAAUAUGAGAAAUAUUCGUACUCAGUCACUUGAAAAUAGACAGUUCAACUUACUUCACUUUCACUUAAAAUGUCUGUAUGUAACCCUAAAUGUUACACAUGAAAAUGUAAAAAUGCCAUCAGGAUCCUCUUCCUGUGAAGAAAUCUGAAAGAUGUUCUGUGUUGAGAA
Molecule: messenger RNA, 1889 nt
Organism: Paramormyrops kingsleyae
Lineage: Eukaryota; Metazoa; Chordata; Actinopteri; Osteoglossiformes; Mormyridae
Source: RefSeq, a predicted model, not a curated record